This is a messenger RNA of Psammomys obesus (fat sand rat), 6718 nucleotides long. It is a transcript of the gene Srrm4, whose product is annotated as serine/arginine repetitive matrix 4. The transcript is spliced from 13 exons. Gene Ontology annotation, biological process: mRNA processing; regulation of RNA splicing; neuron maturation. The record is from RefSeq and is a predicted model, not a curated record. Bases 398 to 2203 code for a protein of 601 amino acids. Gene Ontology annotation, molecular function: mRNA binding. Gene Ontology annotation, cellular component: nucleus. Lineage: Eukaryota; Metazoa; Chordata; Mammalia; Rodentia; Muridae.
CCCCUUCCAACGUCACAUUGUGCAAGAGACAAAACCCGGGCGCGCCGGAGCUCACACGCGCACGCACGGCAGACGCCCCGGUCGCCUCCUCUUCGUUCUCUGCGCGGUGGAGAAAGCCGGCCAGCUUUGCUUUGCGGAGGACGCGGAGCUCAGUCGGUUCCCAGAGCAGCUCAGAGCCAAGCCAGGAGGUGAACCCAGCCGGGGAACCACCUUCCUUCUCCGAUGCCUGCCUAGCCUGAGACGUCCCGUCUAUCCCAUCCCCCUCGCCCAGAACUCCGUUCUCUCCCCUACCCCACCCCUUGGGGGUUUCACACGGACAGCGCCCCGGAGCCGAGGGCGUGUCAUCGGGUUUGGAAUCCACAUUUCAGCACUUCGGACAGCGCCCCGGUGUUUCAGGAUGGCAAGCCUGCAGCAGGGCGAGAAACAGCUGUUUGAGAAGUUCUGGAAAGGGACCUUCAAAGCGGUGGCCACUCCGCGUCCCGAGAGCAUCAUCGUCGCCAGUAUCACAGCCCGCAAACCGCUGCCAAGGACAGAGCCCCAGAGCAGCCUGUUGGUCCCAGCCCAGGAUGGACCUUCAGAAAAACUGGGCCAGUGUCUGACCACUGAAGCCUUUGAUACCAACAGCUGGGGCAGAGACAAGGCCUGCAGGGAUCUGGGUCCUGCCAGAGCACACAGUGCUUCUCAAGACAGAGACCUGACACCACCACCUUCCUCCAGGGGCAAAAAGAAAAAGAAGAAAUCGACCAGAAAGAAGAGAAGGAGGUCCCCAUCCUACAGCCCAUCGCCAGUCAAGAAGAAGAAGAAGAAAAGCUCCAAGAAGCAUAAACGACACAGGUCUUUCUCGAAGAAAAGGAGACACAGCUCCUGUAGCCCUAAAGGCAAACGACGGGAAGAGAAGAGGCACAAAAAACAAUCUCGAAGCCGGAAGUCUCAUCGCCAUAGACAUCACCGAUGCCCCUCAAGGUCCCAGAGCUCAGAACUGCGCUCCUCCAGCUGCGAGAGCAGGCACCGAGGUCGGUCUCCUGAGGAAGGGCGGAAAUCCCGCCGAACACACUCCCGCCGCUGCUCCAAGAACUACUGCAAGGUCAGCCCGGAGGCCCGGUCCAGCCACCUGCCCAGCCAGCCCCUCCAGAGGCUCGGCUUCCUGUCAGCCAGGGGUGUAAUCUCUGGGUCGGGGUCUGCUGCUGACCUCUUUAGCAAAUCAGCCAGCCCGCUCACCGCCUCCCGAGGGCGCUCCCAGGAGUACGACUCAGGCAAUGACACAUCCUCGCCGCCCUCCACACAAACCAGCUCCGCCAGGUCCCGGGGCCAGGAGAAGGGGAGCCCGGGUGGAGAUCUGAGCAAGAGUCGGGACCUCAACUGCGGCAACAGCUCCGAUUCAGGGAACUCCUUCACCACCUCCUCCCCGCAGAACAAGGGGGCUGUCUUGGAGAAUGUCUCUCCCAGCUGCAGGGACAGUGAGUCAAGAGGCUUUCAGUCUCCGUGUCUACAGUGUGCUGAGGUGAAGAAGUCUAGUUUGGUCCCAUCCACAACCAGGAGCUCCCCCAUCAAAGAGUGCUCCCGGAGCUCCUCCUACACCAGCACUCGAUCCUCCAGUCCUUCUUCCCGGUCUCCAAACCCCAGAGCCUCCCCCAGGUACACCCGGAGCCGGUCCACCUCCUCUGAAAAAAGGUCCUACUCUCGCUCUCCCAGCUACUCUUCCAAGUCUGGCAAGAGGAGCCCACCUAGCAGAAGCUCGAGGCCUCGUCGCAGUCCCAGCUAUUCCCGCUACAGCCCCAGCAGGGAACGGGACCCCAAGUAUGGGGAGAAGGAACCGCAGCCCCGAGAGCGAGCGCGCAGGAGGCGAAGGUCCUACUCGCCAAUGAGGAAGCGCCGGAGAGACUCCCCAAGUCACCUGGAGGCCCGGAGAAUAACCAGUGCCCGCAAACGCCCCAUCCCCUACUACCGACCCAGCCCCUCCUCCUCCAGCAGCCUCAGCAGCGCCUCCUCCUGGUACAGCAGCAGCAGCAGCCGCUCGGCCAGCCGCAGUUACUCCAGGAGUCGUAGUCCCAGUCGGAGCCGCAGCCGGAGCCAGACCCGGAGCAGGACGCGGACCAGCCGCAGCUCCAGCUCCCGCAGCCUCAGCUUGGGCUCCCGGAGCCGCAGUCGGAGUCGGAGCCUGAGCUACAGCUCAGCAGAAAGCUAUGCCAGCACGAGGCGCUAGGCAAAGGCCCUCCCUCGAUCCAGCUGCCCACCGGGAGGACCUCUCUGUACUCUCUGCCAGUCUCCUUUACUACCUGACCUUCAUACCGUCUCCCUGGUGACAGAUACAGAAUACUCCUGGCUCCUGUCUUCCAUGCUUUCCUGGGAAGGUGGGAUGAGAUACAGGGACUUCUAUUCCUUUGCCAAGCUGCAGAGGAGCCUCUCCACCAGUACCAUCCCGGGGCUCACCUGGGCGGAGGGAAAGGGCCACCUGUGGGAAGGUACGAUCCAUGACUCAAAAGUGCGAAGAUAUGCAGAGACAACUCUGGUCCACUCACCCACCACUCACAGAAUAUUUCGUGAUAUUCUGCCCUCCUUCUCCCUUCAUUCUAUCUCAUGGCUGCGCAUUUCGGACCCAGUGUUGGGAAGAGAGGAGACCAAGGGUGGUUGAAGCCCAAGACAAGAUCUUGGAGCUUUUGCCUCCAGCUCCUGGGUCCGAGAGAGGUGAGACAAGAGCAGGGAAGGUUAGCGUUGCUAGUGUCCAGGGCAAGACUGGAAAUGGGCUCUCUAGUUAUACCUAUGCGUCAUCCCCCUCCUAGUAUGUCAGCAUGGUCAGAGAAGGGAGCCCAGCACCUUCCAGCUCUGUGGAGGCCCUCAUACAGGGCCCUGUGACCCCACAGGGAUAAGGAGACAGUCAAACAGUCAGCAUACCUUGGGCUACAGCCCCAGUUCCCAAGUUUGCCUCAUCCCCAGUUAGCUGGCACCAGUGUGAUUCCACGGGACCAUCUGCAGAGCAUUCCCAGUGCUGUGGCUAGCAGCCAGCCCCCAGCGCCAGCCAGUCUGCCCUUGCCCUCCAGUUGGCGCCUGCCAGCCCCCUCCACAUUGCCCAGACUGCCACACCCUGGAUUCUGCCAAGCAUAGCCUGGCACCUGCUGUCCCACAUGAAGACCACUCUCCUUGCCUCUCAGGAAUUUUGCCAGGAUAGGACACUGCAUGUAACUCACUGUUGUGGGGGGAGGAGGGGGACUCAAGUCCGGAGAGCCUGUGACAGAGGAACUUGAGGGGUCCCUGUCAUGGCCCCCUGAUAGCUUCUGAGUUUGCUGUCAGCUUAGGGAAGUCCAAUCACACUUAGGGAAGUGCCCUCAUCCUACCUUCCUCCGGCCCGGGCUGGCCAGCAAGGGUAAGCUGCCCUCUGACACACACAUUCCAUGAGGUGCUUUGUCUGCAGAAGAUAUUGGGAACGGGCAGGUGAGAGAGAUGGUCCUUAAAAUAAACCCGUGGGCAUCCCUCCUCACCAGCUGUCUGGCUUUCCAGAGCCUGUGGGUGUCAAGUUUGUGAUGACAACAGCUGAGCAGGCCAGGGCACACGGGGAAAAGGUUCUUUCCCAUCUGUGGACAGUGAAACACCAUGGAUGCAAGGACAGGCGACACUAUUUAUCCCUCAUGCUCCAAGAUAAACAUUGGGGGUGGGGGAACUCCCAUCUUAAAAGCAGUGAUCUUUCUACAACAAUAGUCUCUAACCUAUCACGGUGCCUGGAGCUCCAAUGAGCACCAGUGGAGUUCUUCAUCCAGUAGGAGAGGAAUGGGGGAUCAGUGGCCACACUGGCUUUCCCACCAUGGCUUUUAACUCUGCCCAACAAGACUCGUGGAUGCCUAUGUUGAAAGCACGAAAGGCCAGGUUGCAGGUGCCUGGCACAGGAGUAGGUGCCCUGGGAAGGCAUGUACAGCAACUGUAAAUAACCCUCGUCCCCACCCAGGAUGCCAAAGGAGCUGCAUCUCUGUCAUGGAGACAAAGGCUUCCAGGAGCCACCAAACCUCCUCAGCUUGUGAAGACGGGAAAGCAUGUCGGGAAGACACGGACUAUCUUCAUUCAAACCACUCUCGGGGACUAUUUGGCCUGGGGCUCCUAGCAAACUUUUUUAUUUAUUCAAUUUAUUUAUUUUUAUUUAUUUAUUAUUUAUGUGAUGCGCUCCCUUUCUCGUCAUUAGCAGUAUUUAUUUAUUUAUUUAUUUAUUCAGAGAGAGAGAUUGUGUAUCAUGAUGUGUGAUCAUGUGUGUAUUUGGCAGGAUGGUCUUCUAAAUUAUUUGUGCAUUUUAAAAAAAAAUCUCGUUGCUAUGGUUACACCCGGAGAGGCCAGAGGCAUCUGGGUCUUUCCCAUGAAUGCUCUAAGACCUGAGCAUCCUGAAACUGAACCAGAAGAGCAUGAGUCCCAAGGUUUAUUGUUCAACUUGAUGCCAGUGAGGCUCAGGCUUGUACACCCGCUGAUCUGCAGUAUCAGAAAGAUGAGGUCAGCCACAGAGCUCAUGAACCUAAGUCCAGGGCGAGAGCCUGACAUUAGCAUUUAGAGAAAAGCUACACAAAAUUUUAAAAGCCAUGAAGGACUCGCUGAGUGACUGCAAGUGCCAUGUCUUGGGCGGAUGGCCAGUCUUCGGUGGCAUGCAUAAUAGAGCCAUCCCUUGUGAUUGGGGAACCAUGUGGGUAAGAAUGGUUUCAUACUGGCAUGGUUCUUUCGGACAAGGUGUCAGCCUCAUGAGGUUUGACUGAUGCUCUGACAUCUGGAAAGAAAGGUAGGAAUGGGCUAGCCUAGGGAAGACAUUGUGCUCAACUUGAUGUCAGCGGAAGGCAUUCACGUCUUCCUGUGAGCAAAAGUGGGCCGUUUUGUGUAAGCUACACUGCUUCUCCUCCGGGUAUCUAGCUCCUCCCCCCAGCUCUCAGCUUUUGAGAUUGGAAAGCAUCCCUGCUUUGUGUUUUCCUGCAGUAGACAAGCACUGUUUUGUGACGAGGGCAUGAGCCAUGGGGGGGGGACCCACAACCCAAACCAAACCUCCUUUCGCUGUUCCAUUGAGGAUAGCACAAAGCUGCUUCUGAAAUUAGAAAAUAAAGAUACAGAUGGAAGGGACAGCCAGAUGUCACCCCAAAAAGGUCAUUUCUAAACUCAGUCUGGGAUCUCGGACCUGGAGACAUUUAUCAGUCCUGCCUUCCUGGCCAACUGGCAGUGACUUUCUGGCUGCUGGCUACAGAGAGCUCUUGCCCUUUCUGAAGCCAUUCUCCACAGCCUCGUAGGUGCCAGCUUGCCUGGUCCUGUAGAUUCCCCACCACACCCCUGGAUGUCCCCAUCAAUGUGGCUGUCAUGUUUUAACCCAAGCAAGGGGAUAGUCUUCCCUUGGGACUAGUUUUCAGAAGAUUGUUUAGAUACCUCUAAACAAUCCACUCUCUUCCUUAUAAUCCUCCUCUUCCUAUUCCUCCUCCUCCUCCAUCUCUCUCUUUCCCAUUCCUGCUUUUCUUUCCAAGCAAACAUAGAAUUCUUUCCAGGACACUGAUAGCCUUGGUUAACCAGAACCACUAAACCCAGGUAUAUCUACCCACUUUACCCUCGUUACUUUCUGUCUCUAGGGAAUAAGAGCUCUUGAAAGUGGUUCGUAGCUAUGCUUAUACAGUGGGUAGCACUCUGUGUUACCAAGGCCGUUCAGGGUGAGGAUUUAGUUCAACCACCAACAUCAAAAAUGGGAAGAGAGUAUAGACUGAGGUUAAGCAGCAUGUUACCCAAAGCUCCUUGACCUUGGGUCUCGGUCUCAGAGAGUCCUAUCCCUACAUUUCUCAGACCCGAAAGGGUUUGCUUAAAGAAGUACAAAUUUGGGGUGCUACCAAAGGUUGAAAAAAGCAAUGAGUUAUGUCUUUCUCAAGGCCAACUUGCAGCUUUUUUUUUCUGAUGCCGUGUUUUUCUUUUUCUGUGUUUUUCUUUUUCACUGAGGGUGAAAUCCUCAUGCACACUCAGCAAGGCUGUAGCAAAGGAGCCUCACCCUCAGCCCUCUGCUAGAUUCCCUUGUUCUGAAUAGUCUCAUGGCUAAUAGUCUCACCUUGGCUUCCCCUCUGCUGAGUAGAAAAUUUGAUUUGAUCAUCUAUGACGCAUGCCCUUCUCCACCGGUCAGCCCACAGAGACUCUCCGGCCUGACACAUCAUCGGCAAGGCUUUAAAGAAGGCUAUUCUCUGUUCUGCACUGAUGAGCUGAUGACAUUCACACCAUGGUCACCAUCUUCUAUCUGUAACUGUUUUUUUUUUUUUUUUCUCUCUGUGUAUUGGGGUUUUUGUUGUUGCAUUGUUCAUCUUUGUUUUUCUUUCGUGAGUGGUUUUGUUUUGUUUUGUUUUGUUUUGGCAGUUGUCAUUUUGCACUGUAAAUACCAUGAUGUGAGCCUAUCCUCAGGACACGGCUUAUUUAAUAAUUUAUUAUUUUCUAUUUAUUGAGUGGUAUUGGGAAGGGAGGGGGAGCAGCCCUCCCACUGGGUUGCUACUGGAAACUGGUCCAUCUCUCAGCUCUGGGUGCUGCUGUAGUGGGGUAUUAUCACCCAGGUAACGAUUGCUGGAUUCACCAGAUGAGUUGGAACUGUCAGAAACAGAGGCUUCCGUCAUACAAAUUAAAUUCAAAUGGAACCAAAACACUCGUUAUCUUCGGAAAACCUCAUGUAGGUGGAAAUGAAUCGAGGAACUCAAAUGCCUGUACACAAACCAACUUCUAUUAAAAAGUCACAACUUAAAAAACA